This is a messenger RNA of Limanda limanda (common dab), 2492 nucleotides long. RefSeq names its product tumor necrosis factor alpha-induced protein 2-like. Gene Ontology annotation, cellular component: exocyst. Gene Ontology annotation, biological process: exocyst localization; exocytosis. The transcript has 12 exons. The coding region runs from base 95 to 2086 and encodes 663 amino acids. NCBI's taxonomy places the organism in Eukaryota, Metazoa, Chordata, Actinopteri, Pleuronectiformes, Pleuronectidae. The record is from RefSeq and is a predicted model, not a curated record. Gene Ontology annotation, molecular function: SNARE binding.
AUCUCCGUGUCCGAAGCGAAUGAUCGUGUGUGUUUGUGUGUCAUCGUAUCCGUAGGGACUGGGUUGCUGGUCCAGUUUCCUCACUUGCUUCAGGAUGCGGACCCGGUCGAGCUCCACGCAGUCAGAGGGCAACUUCCUCCCCAGCCAGGGUGGGAGUUCUGAGGGAGGAGGAGGAGGAGGAGGAGGAGGAAGAGGAGGCUGGUUAAACGGGAAGUUCCAGAAGUUGUUCCGACGACCCGGAGGUCAGGACAUCGGCAACAACAUCGGCAUCACCCCCGGCAACAUCCCCAGCACCGAGAGUCUCCUGCUGCCCAGCGACCCCGAGAAGCCUCCGACUCCAGCGAUCCUCAGAUUUGAACAGAACCUCGAACAAAAGCGCUUCUGGGAGGCCAGCCAGCAGCUGAUAGAGAGAGAGGAGCGUCUAUUCAGUGAGACCCCCGAGGCCGAGGGGCUUCCAGGUCACGAGGAGGAGGUGAACAGUCUGGCUGCUGACUAUGAAGCCCUGGAACGCCUCAUCGUGGAGACUCUACAGCAGAGUUUGUCUCUCAACACGGGCGAGGUCAGCACCGAGACUCUGACCUCUGCUGUGAAGGCCGUUUACCAGGAGGACGAGCAGGACCAGCUGUGGAAGCAGAGGGACAGGACCCCCCCCGGGUGGAGGGCCAGCGGCUGGAUGGAGCUCCAUGACACAACUCUCCGUCGCCUGGUGGAGGAUCAUAUGGACAAUCCCUCGACUCCUCCAGCCAACCAGGUGCAGCAGUCGUCUGUGGAGGCUGACGUCUGCAGCAUGGGCCGGCAGCUGCUGGCCGACCUGCAGCUGGUGGUGGGCGUGGUGAAGACCUGCUACCCGACACAUGCCAACAUCUGUGAUUUCUACGCCAGGAUUUUCCACCAACACACCAGCGCCAGACUCAAAAAGAUCGCAGACUUCGGUCUGGGGGAAAAGGAUUGUACCUUCCUCCUGCGCUGGGUGAACGAAUACUAUCCAGGAUUCUUUCAGAAGCCGGAGCUGGUCGGUGAGAUCAGUGUCGAGCCGCUGGGGAAGCUUCUGUCUGAGGAGCACCUGAAACCUCUGGAGGAACAAUACCUGAGCACUAAACAGACUGAGCUGAUGACUUACAUCCGCCGGGUUCUGGAUCAAGAGAAACAAAAUUGGAAAGACGGAGUGGAGCCGAAAAUGGAGGACGGCUGCUACAACAGUCCUGCGUCCUACGACAUCAUCCAGUUUAUUUAUGGGAUGGUGACUCCAGCUGAGAAAGUGGUGGGAGACCCGCACAAGGCCCGGAGCAUAACCAGUGAACUGGACACUUUAAUGAAGAGCUUCAAGCUCUUCCAGGACGAAGUCGUGAAGAAGAACCAAAGCAACAGGAGAGCCGUCAUCAAGGCCAACCUCGGGGGGGUCCAGCAGUUCACGAUGGUUCUCCAGAAGAAUGGUCACCUGUUCCAAGAGGACGUGCGGACGAAGUGUCUGAAGGUUCUGAGCGACAUGAAAGAAUCUGCUCACACGUACUUACUGAGCUCCGUGCACGACGCCCUCAAGCCACAUUACCGCAAACUGGGAACCAGUGAGUGGCUGAACAAGCCUGAGUUUGAGCGGCUGCUGGUCGGCAUCCAGACGCAGAGUGAAGAGCUUCAGGGUUCCAAGGAAUCCUGUCACCAGGAGCUGAUGUGCCAGUUUCAUCAGGAGGUGACAGUGGAAUAUGUGAAGAGGCUCCUGAGGGGAGGAGUUAAGCUGAAGGACAAGAACCAGCAGGACAAAGCCUGCACGACGGUGAAGGACAACGCCGAGAGUUUGCACGAGUUAUUCAUCGAAAUGGGCUCAAAGGAAGACUGGCUGAAGGAAAUCCUCACCACCAUUGCAGAAGUGUUAAAACUCCAGGAUCUUCCCGCCAUCCAGAUGCAAGUAGCCUCCCUGGGAAAUGCCUUUCCUGACCUGAGUGAUAAACACGUGGCGGCUCUGCUCAAGCUCAAGACCAACAUCACCCGAGCCGACCGGAAAACGGUGAAAGAGACUCUGAUCGACGCUUUGAGAGAAACCAACGGCGCCGGCUCACGCUCGUUUUUCUCCAAAGUUCAGGUCAAGUGAGGCUUCGACCACAAAGAGAAGAGGAAGUGAGCUGCAGUCUGAGGACAGGGAUGUGUUUACUGAGCAUUAGAGAAUGAAACCUCAAUAAUAGAAAAAAGGUAAUAACACAAAUUGUAAUUAUCAACCUGCAUAUGAGCAGAAUAUGUCAUUUAAUGUCCAGUAUUAUGAACUUCAGUGUUUGUGUGUAAGUAUGAUUGAGAGAUUGUGUAGUUACUGUAUGAAUGUACAAGCUCAACUUUGCACAUGGUGCUGUUUACUGCUCAGGUCAGUUUGUGUGUAUUUUAUUUUGUUUACAGAAAAUAGAUCAAGGUCAAGUGUAUUGCUCUAUUGUAUAUUUGUACAUGCUUUGUCUCGUAGAGAAUAUUGUGUUAAAAAUAAGUUUUUAAAUAAAGUUGGUAAAGCCUCA